Gastrolobium bilobum is the source of this 677-nucleotide messenger RNA. RefSeq lists its product as uncharacterized. The transcript has 2 exons. The coding region runs from base 1 to 672 and encodes 223 amino acids. Lineage: Eukaryota; Viridiplantae; Streptophyta; Magnoliopsida; Fabales; Fabaceae. The record is from RefSeq and is a predicted model, not a curated record. Gene Ontology annotation, molecular function: zinc ion binding.
AUGUCAACUUUGCAGAUGUCCCAUGUUGAUUUAGAACAAGGGAAUCAUCAUCGUUCGGUUGUUGGAAGUGAUGUGAGUCUAUGCUUCUCUGAUGCUGAUGAGGAUUCUUGCUAUUCUCAUUUCUAUUCAACAAAUGGUGGCUCUUACGAUGAUUGCAGCUUUGUUUGUGUUUCUGAUCCUGAGGUUGUGGGUGUUCCUGAUUCUGGGAGAGGUUCUUCAGUUACUGAUUGUUCUGUGGAGGUGGAAACUAGAACUGGGGUUCCUGAGAUUAAGGUGCAUUUGGCUAAAGUGGAGAGGGAUUGUAGGAUUUGUCACAUGGGUUUGGAGAGUGACAGUCAUGAGUCUGGUGCUCCCAUCGAAUUGGGUUGUUCUUGUAAGGAUGAUUUAGCUGCUGCUCACAAGCACUGUGCUGAGGCCUGGUUCAAGAUUAAGGGAAAUAGGACAUGUGAAAUUUGUCAUUCUGUUGCACGGAAUGUUUAUGGAGCAAAUGAGGAGUCAACAGAGCAUUUGAACGACACUAACAAUGCUACUGCAGCAGCUGCACUCUCAACUCCUCCACCAGAAACUCGAAGAUUUUGGCAUGGCCACCGCUUCUUGAAUUUUCUGCUUGCAUGUAUGGUUUUUGCAUUUGUCAUAUCAUGGCUUUUUCACUUUAAUGUGCCAUCAUCCUAGCUUCC